GCCGGCGCUGAGGGCUCCGCCGCCGCCGCCGCCGCCGCCACCGCGGGAGCCGGAGCUGCCGGGCGGAGCGGCGUCCGCGCCAGACUGGAGCGGGAGGGCGGCUGAGCGCAGUUGCUGGGAAUUUUUCAGCCGGAAGGGCGAGCGAUCCAGAGAGAGACCCCGCGAGCUGGGGAGCGGUGGGGAGCGCGAGCGGCGGAGCCAGCGAGGCAACCCUCGAAUUAGAUCUAGAAAGCCAGGUUCCCGGAGGAAAUGGGACUGAACGAACCGGGGAGCAAGAAGGGAAGGAAGCGCCGGGAUUGCUGAUGUCAGAGGAGCCCGGAAAGUCGCGCUGGAAAAAUCUGAAGACAGCCGGGGCUCUGCUGCUUCCCAAGGAGAGACACCGCCAGCCACCCCCACACGCCCCCUCGGCGCCUCCGGGUUACCCCCGCGAGCGGGCGACAGCGCCUGGCGGGGCUGCUGCGGGGCGACGGAGGACGGAGGGGCGCGCGGACCGGAGACCGAGGGGCCACUUCAGGAAUACAGAUAAGUGGCUGGUGGCUUGACGUGGAUUUUAAUGAAUUUGGACUCCAUGUGGAUUUGGUCGUCCCCGUGAUUGCGAGCUGCGGGCAGUGAGAGGGACGGCGCGCCGCCCUCGGCAGCCAGGGGCCGAGGCGGACAGACUGGGCACGGAAGGACAGACAGACGUCGCCGAGCUAGGAGCAGAAGAGAGCAAGGGAGCCAAAAAGGAGGGGAACCACUCAGCAGGAAAACCCCAAGAGAACCAUGUAAGGGCCAAGCCAGGAAGGUGGAGUAGAUGAGAGCUCAGAGGAUCUGUCUCCUCGUCCUCGCCCCACUCAGAAUGGAACAGAGGAGGCCCUGGCCACGGGCCGCAGAGGUUGACAGCUGGUCUGUGGUCCUGCUCUCGGUGGUCUGGGUGAUGCUGGCCCCCCAGGCCGUCAGCAUGCCUCAGUUCAGCACUUUCCACUCUGAGAACCGUGACUGGACCUUCAACCACUUGACUGUCCACCGAGGGACAGGGGCGGUGUACGUAGGGGCCAUCAACCGGGUGUACAAACUGACGGGCAACCUGACCAUCCAGGUGGCUCACAAGACCGGGCCGGAAGAGGACAACAAGUCUUGUUACCCACCCCUCAUCGUGCAGCCCUGCAGCGAGGUGCUGACCCUCACCAACAACGUCAACAAGCUGCUCAUCAUUGACUACUCUGAGAACCGCCUGCUGGCCUGCGGGAGCCUCUACCAGGGCGUCUGCAAGCUGCUGAGGCUGGACGACCUCUUCAUCCUGGUGGAGCCAUCCCACAAGAAGGAGCACUACCUGUCCAGCGUCAACAAGACGGGGACGAUGUAUGGGGUGAUCGUGCGCUCUGAGGGAGAGGAUGGCAAGCUCUUCAUUGGCACUGCCGUGGAUGGAAAGCAAGAUUACUUCCCAACUCUGUCCAGUCGGAAGCUGCCCCGUGACCCGGAGUCCUCUGCCAUGCUUGACUACGAGCUACAUAGUGAUUUCGUCUCCUCCCUCAUCAAGAUCCCUUCGGACACCCUGGCCCUGGUCUCCCAUUUUGACAUCUUCUACAUCUAUGGCUUCGCCAGCGGGGGCUUCGUCUACUUCCUCACUGUCCAGCCCGAGACCCCGGAAGGCGUGGCCAUCAACUCCGCUGGAGACCUCUUCUACACCUCCCGCAUCGUGCGUCUCUGCAAGGAUGACCCCAAGUUCCACUCCUACGUGUCCUUGCCCUUUGGCUGUACUCGGGCUGGGGUGGAAUACCGCCUCCUGCAGGCUGCUUACCUCGCCAAGCCUGGGGACUCCCUGGCCCAGGCCUUCAACAUCAGCAGCCAGGAUGACGUGCUCUUUGCCAUCUUCUCCAAAGGGCAGAAGCAAUAUCACCACCCGCCAGAUGACUCUGCCCUCUGUGCCUUCCCCAUCCGGGCCAUCAACUUGCAGAUCAAGGAGCGCCUGCAGUCCUGCUACCAGGGGGAGGGUAAUCUGGAGCUCAACUGGCUGCUGGGGAAGGAUGUCCAGUGCACCAAGGCGCCUGUCCCCAUCGAUGACAACUUCUGUGGACUGGACAUCAACCAGCCACUUGGAGGCUCGACUCCAGUGGAGGGCCUGACCCUGUACACCACCAGCCGGGACCGCAUGACCUCAGUGGCCUCCUAUGUUUACAACGGCUACAGCGUGGUUUUUGUGGGAACUAAGAGCGGCAAGCUGAAAAAGAUUCGAGCCGAUGGUCCCCCCCAUGGCGGGGUUCAGUAUGAGAUGGUCUCCGUGCUCAAGGACGGGAGCCCAAUCCUCCGGGACAUGGCCUUCUCCAUUGAUCAGCGCUACCUGUACAUCAUGUCUGAGAGACAGAUCACCAGGGUCCCCGUGGAAUCGUGUGAACAGUAUACGACUUGCGGGGAGUGCCUGAGCUCGGGGGACCCUCACUGUGGCUGGUGUGCCCUGCACAACAUGUGCUCCCGCAGGGACAAGUGCCAACGGGCCUGGGAACCUAAUCGAUUUGCUGCCAGCAUCAGCCAGUGCAUGAGCCUCGAGGUGCAUCCCAGCAGCAUCUCAGUGUCUGAGCACAGCCGGCUGCUCAGCCUGCUUGUGAGUGAUGCUCCCGAUCUGUCUGCGGGCAUCGCCUGUGCCUUUGGGAACCUGACAGAGGUGGAGGGCCAGGUGUCCGGGAGCCAGGUCAUCUGCAUAUCACCUGGGCCCAAGGAUGUCCCUAUCAUCCCUCUGGAUCAAGACUGGUUUGGGCUAGAGCUGCAGCUGAGAUCCAAGGAGACGGGGAAGAUAUUUGUCAGCACCGAGUUCAAGUUCUACAACUGUAGCGCCCACCAACUGUGCCUGUCUUGUGUCAACAGCGCCUUCCGCUGCCAUUGGUGCAAGUACCGCAACCUCUGCACUCACGACCCCACCACCUGCUCCUUCCAGGAAGGCCGGAUCAAUAUCUCAGAGGACUGUCCCCAGCUGGUGCCCACGGAGGAGAUCCUGAUACCAGUUGGGGAAGUAAAGCCAAUCACCCUUAAGGCUCGAAACCUGCCACAGCCUCAGUCCGGCCAGCGAGGCUAUGAGUGCGUCCUCAACAUCCAGGGGGCCAUCCACCGGGUCCCUGCCCUGCGCUUCAACAGCUCCAGCGUCCAGUGCCAGAACAGCUCGUACCAGUACGACGGGAUGGACAUCAGCAACCUGGCCGUGGACUUCGCUGUGGUGUGGAAUGGCAAUUUCAUCAUCGACAACCCUCAGGACCUGAAAGUCCAUCUCUACAAGUGUGCAGCCCAGCGGGAGAGCUGCGGCCUCUGCCUAAAGGCCGACCGGAAGUUUGAGUGUGGCUGGUGCAGCGGCGAGCGCAGGUGUACCCUCCACCAGCACUGUACCAGCCCCUCCAGCCCCUGGCUUGACUGGUCCAGCCACAAUGUUAAGUGCUCCAACCCCCAAAUCACUGAGAUCUUGACGGUGUCUGGACCACCCGAAGGAGGGACUCGAGUGACCAUCCAUGGUGUGAACCUGGGUCUGGACUUCUCCGAGAUUGCCCACCACGUGCAGGUGGCUGGGGUACCCUGCACACCCCUGCCAGGGGAUUACAUCAUCGCUGAGCAGAUCGUCUGUGAGAUGGGCCAUGCCCUCGUGGGAACCACCUCGGGGCCUGUGCGCCUGUGCAUUGGCGAGUGUAAGCCCGAGUUCAUGACAAAGUCCCAUCAGCAGUACACCUUUGUGAACCCUUCUGUGCUGUCACUCAACCCCAUCCGAGGCCCAGAGUCGGGAGGCACCAUGGUGACCAUCACAGGCCAUUACCUGGGGGCUGGGAGCAGCGUGGCGGUAUACCUGGGCAACCAGACCUGCGAGUUCUAUGGGCGGUCAAUGAAUGAGAUUGUGUGCGUCUCGCCCCCGUCGUCCAACGGCCUGGGCCCAGUCCCCGUUUCUGUGAGCGUCGACCGGGCCCGUGUGGAUAACAACCUGCAGUUCGAGUACAUCGAUGACCCCCGGGUGCAGCGCAUCGAGCCAGAGUGGAGCAUUGCCAGUGGCCACACACCCCUGACCAUCACAGGCUUCAACCUGGAUGUCAUUCAGGAGCCAAGGAUCCGAGUCAAGUUUAAUGGCAAAGAAUCUGUCAACGUGUGUAAAGUUGUGAACACCACCACCCUAACCUGCCUGGCCCCCUCUCUGACCACGGACUACCGGCCCGGCCUGGACACUGUGGAACGGCCAGACGAGUUUGGAUUCGUCUUUAACAAUGUCCAGUCCUUGCUCAUUUACAACGACACCAAGUUCAUCUACUACCCCAACCCGACCUUUGAACUGCUCAGCCCUACAGGCGUCUUGGAUCAAAAGCCGGGAUCCCCCAUCAUUUUGAAGGGGAAAAACCUCUGCCCUCCUGCCUCUGGAGGUGCCAAACUCAACUACACGGUGCUGGUUGGAGAGACCCCGUGCGCUGUCACUGUGUCCGAGACACAGCUCCUCUGUGAGCCUCCCAACCUCACGGGGCAGCACAAGGUCAUGGUUCACGUGGGCGGGAUGGUGUUCUCGCCUGGCUCGGUGAGUGUCAUCUCAGACAGCUUGCUGACCCUGCCAGCCAUCGUCAGCAUCGCGGCAGGCGGCAGCCUCCUACUCAUCAUCGUCAUCAUCGUCCUCAUUGCCUACAAGCGGAAGUCCCGGGAAAACGACCUCACUCUCAAGAGGCUCCAGAUGCAGAUGGACAACCUGGAGUCCCGUGUGGCCCUGGAGUGCAAGGAAGCUUUUGCCGAGCUCCAGACAGACAUCAAUGAGCUGACCAGCGACCUGGACCGCUCAGGAAUCCCCUACCUGGACUAUCGUACCUAUGCAAUGCGAGUCCUUUUCCCUGGCAUCGAGGACCAUCCUGUCCUGCGGGAGCUGGAGGUGCAGGGCAAUGGGCAGCAGCACGUGGAGAAGGCCCUGAAGCUCUUUGCCCAGCUCAUCAACAACAAGGUGUUCCUGCUGACCUUCAUCCGCACCCUGGAGCUCCAGCGCAGCUUCUCCAUGCGCGACCGCGGCAACGUGGCCUCGCUCAUCAUGACCGGCCUGCAGGGCCGCCUGGAGUACGCCACUGACGUCCUCAAGCAGCUGCUCUCUGACCUCAUUGAUAAGAACCUGGAGAACAAGAACCACCCCAAGCUGCUUCUCCGGAGGACGGAGUCUGUGGCUGAGAAGAUGCUGACCAAUUGGUUUGCCUUCCUCCUGCACAAGUUCCUGAAGGAGUGUGCGGGGGAGCCGCUCUUCAUGCUGUACUGUGCCAUCAAGCAGCAGAUGGAGAAAGGCCCCAUCGACGCCAUCACGGGCGAGGCCCGCUACUCCCUGAGCGAGGACAAGCUCAUCCGGCAGCAGAUUGAGUACAAGACCCUGAUCCUGAACUGUGUCAACCCCGACAACGAGAACAGUCCAGAGAUCCCAGUGAAGGUGUUAAACUGUGACACCAUCACGCAAGUCAAGGAGAAGAUCCUCGAUGCUGUCUACAAGAACGUGCCCUACUCCCAGCGGCCGAGGGCCGUUGACAUGGACUUGGAGUGGCGUCAAGGCCGGAUCGCCCGGGUUGUGCUGCAAGACGAGGACAUCACCACCAAGAUCGAGGGCGACUGGAAGCGGCUCAACACUCUGAUGCAUUAUCAGGUGUCAGACAGAUCGGUGGUGGCUCUGGUCCCCAAACAGACCUCCUCUUACAACAUCCCUGCCUCUGCCAGCAUCUCCCGGACGUCCAUCAGCAGAUACGACUCCUCCUUCAGGUACACAGGCAGUCCUGACAGCCUACGGUCCCGGGCACCCAUGAUCACCCCAGACCUGGAGAGUGGGGUCAAGGUGUGGCAUCUGGUGAAGAACCACGACCAUGGGGACCAGAAGGAGGGUGACCGGGGCAGCAAGAUGGUGUCCGAGAUCUACCUGACCCGGCUCCUGGCCACCAAGGGCACCCUGCAGAAGUUCGUGGACGACUUGUUUGAGACCUUGUUCAGCACUGUGCACCGGGGCAGCGCUCUCCCCCUGGCCAUCAAGUACAUGUUUGAUUUCCUGGAUGAGCAGGCAGACAGACACAGCAUCCACGACACAGAUGUGCGGCACACCUGGAAAAGCAACUGCCUCCCUCUGCGCUUCUGGGUGAACGUGAUCAAGAACCCCCAGUUCGUUUUUGACAUCCACAAGGGCAGCAUCACGGAUGCCUGCCUCUCCGUGGUGGCCCAGACCUUCAUGGACUCUUGCUCAACGUCAGAGCACCGGCUGGGCAAGGACUCCCCCUCCAACAAGCUGCUCUAUGCCAAGGACAUCCCCAGCUACAAGAGCUGGGUGGAGAGAUACUACGCAGACAUCGCCAAGCUCCCCGCCAUCAGUGACCAGGACAUGAACGCCUACCUCGCUGAGCAGUCCCGCCUGCACGCCGUGGAGUUCAACAUGCUGAGUGCCCUCAAUGAGAUCUACUCCUACGUCAGCAAGUAUAGCGAAGAGCUCAUCGGGGCACUAGAGCAGGACGAGCAGGCCCGGCGACAGCGGCUGGCGUACAAGGUGGAACAGCUCAUAAACGCCAUGUCCAUUGAGAGCUGAGAGAUGGAGCCUCAAGUUCCUGGGAAGAGGGACCCGUGAGAGCUGUCACACCGGGAGUCUCAGAAGGAAGGACAAGUGACGGGGAUCAGCCCCCAGAGCUUGCUGUCCCCUGAGACCCCAUGCCGGGGAGAGGGGAGGGCCCCUCUCCCCACGCCAGCCAAGUUUCGUCACAGCCGGUUCCUGCAGGGAGAGUCCAUGCGCGUCAUCCAUCCACAGCGAGAACGAGAGAGAAGCAGGCGCGGAGAAGGUGGUUCUUCAAGCUGAGAGGCACGAGCGGGGCCAGUUCUGCCUCUGUGACUGCUGCUUUGCAUGAAAACUCAUUUGAUGUAUAUUGGGGAAAUAAUGAGAACUUUAUUUAAUUUUUUUUAAGAAAAAGGAAAACCAGAAAUAAAACAAAGCAAAAAGCUGCCCUGUUAAUCCCGUCCAACUUUUGUUGAAUUCUGAUUUCUGCCCCCCUUCCUUCUUUCUUCCCCUUCGUCCGUCCUUCCUCCCGUAACUCCUGUUUCCAAAUGUCAGGAAAAAGCCUACAAAGAGAUGCUGAGAGAAACUGGAGCGAAAAGGCUUGUUUCCUUUCCCUUGAAAUUAAAAACAAAAGGAAAGAAAAUGAGGAGAAGAAGAAUGAGCACAAGUUCACACCAAACACUUCGCAAAAAUAGAGGCCAGUAAAACCUGGAAUUAUCCCAGCAGCCGGAAGAACAUGGAAACUGAAGAACUUUGCACAAAUUGCAAAGCCAUCGAGUGGCUCAACCUGGCUGACUGGCACUUGAGCUUUACAUACCACACACCUGUAUAUUCUCAUCUCUUGAGAGGAGAUAAUGUGUCUAUAGAAUACCAAUGCUUUUUGCUACUGUUUUUUUGUUUUGUUUUAUUUAAUCCCAAACCUCAACAAAUGACAAACUGAUCUUUGGUACUUUUCCUUUUGGUUUCCCUAAAGUUACUCCCAGAAGUGGGGAGAGGUGGGCCUCUCCCAGACCAGACACCUGGCCUUCCUGAGGACAUUGGGCAGCUCUGCCUUAUGUCAGUCACUGUCAUAGACCAGGCACCCUGGGGAAAGGGCCUGGAAUUGUGUGGCCCAGGCCUCUGGGAGGUUCCAUUUGGGAGUUGAUUUAGGGACAUGGGUGUUUGGCUGUGGAUUCCACUCCAAUCCUCCAGUGGUUUCUUGCAAUUAAAGAGAGAACAAAAUCAAACCCUGUUUACAGCAAGCAAUACUUGAAGAGGAUAGGUUAAAGACACUGCAGUAUUUAUUGUUAUGCUUUCUCUCUUGUUCUCUCAUGCCGGGAGAGGGGAGACAACCCUUCGGUCAGAUGUGGAAGCUCCUGAUCGUCUGAGCACUUCCCUCAGUCGAUAUGACUGUAGCAUCCCCACGUUACUGUCUUCUGCCUCUCUUUCUGCCUCUCAUGUCCUUAUGAGUUUGAAGGACAAAUGGUGGCUUCUCACUGGGCUCCUUUCCUUCUCUCUCUCUCCUGCUGACACCUAAAACCAUGGAUGACCAACUCUCCUGAGGGUAGUUUCCAAACAAAGAGACCAAAGCUCCAUGCCCUGGUCCUGAGACCCCGUGGAAGCCACUGGGAGUCAUCCAGAGGAAGGCGACUGUUGGCACAGGACCUUGGUGACCGGGACAGCCAUCAGAGUUUUCAGGCCUCCCAUGCUGGCAAGGAUCCAAGCAGCCAGCUCCAACUUCUCUGCAAGCAGCAUGGGAGUGAGGAGAAGGACAAGAGGAAGGCGAAGGGAGGAGGCAGGAGGGGACCAACUUCCCCUUCCCACCUUCUACUUUCAAAGGGGCUGCAAUGCUGGGAAACCGGACCAGCCAUUCCCGGAGAGACCAGACCAGGGUCAUUUCCUCUAUAAUUAACUCUGGGCCCCAGCUUCUCUGUGCCCUGGUUUACCUCCAAGCAAUUCCAAUUUCCAAAGGCUCUGCUGACCACAUUGCAUUCCCAGGAAAGGACUGGGGGAGGGGGAGUGCUGAGGGCUGGCUUCCAUCCCUGGCGUGUGGCUUUGGGUCGCUGUGCUAACCACACAGCAGACAUCGCCUGGUCUCUUCAGUUCCAGUUUCUUGCCUGAAUGCAGCUGACAAAUGGGAAGAGAAAAGCAUUCUGCAAAAUACUCAGGAAACUCGCUGUUUUCAUUAGAAUUCACAACCAGCCAUGCCAAGGCCACUUUCUUCUGAUAAUCCACUUCUGUUCAAGUUUCUCUGGGCCCUAUUAAUAGCCUGAAAGAAAUACUAAUGACUGGCCUUCUACACUAAGCCAAAGUGUCUGCUCUUCCUAGCACCCAAAGCUUAUCAGCUCAGAGCCCACAGUUUAUGGAGAUGAAAGGAGAGGAGAUACGGGCAAGAGGAAUGUGAGCAGGGGACUUUGUGCCACCCACAAAAAAUUCCAGCCCACCUCAUUUUACUUCUGAGCAUCUGAAUGAAGAUGCCUCACACUGGCAUCCAGGGCCUUGCUCUACCAAGAAGUAAAAGGAAGUUAGACAUCUCAACUGCAUCUUAACCAACCCUUACCUCUAUGCAUCUAUCCGGGCGUUUCUCAGCACCUACUUUUGGUGACCAUUCAAUGCCCCUGGGGAUGCUUCCUGGAAGGUUUUGGGGGAGUGUGGAGAAUGAUGGGGGGAUUGCCAACUGAAGUGGAGAGGAGAGGAGCCAGAGCUGGCAUGAGUGGCUUGGCCACAUUUCUCAAGAUUCCAUGAGAGAGUUGGGGAACAUGGGCUGGCAAAGGAAGUGGCACAGGGGCAUCCCUAAGGAAGGAAUUAAGACAAAAGAAAACUCAACUGGACUUAAGCCAGGCCAUGAGGGUGAAAGGUUAUAGAGCCUUGUCCCCUUUCUGGCUUCCCACCUGUCCCUCCUCUACCACCGCUUGACUUUAGGUCACCAAGAGCCAAUGGAGUCCAUGCCCUGUGGAAUGGGGAGGAGAGAGAGUCGGUCGGCCUCUCUCCUCACUAUUAUCCAAUUUGAAGAUAUUUUGACCUUGUAUAAGGAAUAAGUAUCAAAGUCAGCCCCUCCCCCACACAAAGCCAUCUGUCUUGGAGGGAGGAAGGAAGGGAAGUCUCUCUCGAAAGUCAAUCCAGCUUUGCUUUGUUUCGUUGAUCUGCACAAGAGACAAUUCUCUGGAAAAGGAAAAGGACCCCAGAAUGUGCUUGGCAAGACAGAAAGUGCUAAUGGACAAGAUGGAAAUAGACCAGAUGUCCAUCCUGGUGGAGCAAGUCCCUCCAGCUGGCACCUGCUGCUGCCUCCUGCCCUCAGCAUGGGUUCAGGGAUGUCUGUGCUCGCUCUCCUACUUCUCCCCACAGUGCAUCUCUCAAAACCAUUUCUGAUCCACCACUGGCAGAGAGCUCCCCCUCCUUUGCAGAGUUCAGUCAUUAAAAGAAUGAACUAGCUGUUAACGUCACGGGAGGGAGAGAACUAUUUCCUACGUUCAUUCAUUUGGGGAACCUUCUGGAGCAGCAACUGUUUGCUAGGGACAGCUCUAGGUGCUGAGAAACAGCAAUGAACAAGACCAAGAAGGUCCUGCUUCUAGCAAGUUUAAUUCUUCAGGUUGCUGGUUCCUGAAAGCAACUUCCCAGGCACAGUUUUCCUCCCUGACCCGCAGAGGGCACGAGUUUUGUAGGGGCCGGAAGAAGGAAGAAGGCCAGACACACAGUUGCCUUACCUUAUUCUGGGGACAUUCCUCCAGCAAUGAGAGCUUCUCUCGUUUCCACUGCCCCCAUCUCUUCUGAGGGCACUCCCCUGCUGCGUGAGCUCCUGACCUUCCUUCAAUUCCGCCAAAUGAGGACAAGAAAUAGCAGUCAAGGCCUCUGGCCCUGCCGAGCUUGAAGCAGAAGUAAUAGAUGGAUGUGCUGGACUAAAAAUGGUCUGGGCAGAACAAAUAGAAGACGUGUGAAAGGCUCUGGCUGAUAAAUCUCCAGGUGCACUCCAUUGCCACACCUGCCCCCAUCAACCUGCAAUCGGUAAAUACUGAACCGGCAGCCGCUCUCGGGGAGGCUUUUUCCCAGCCACAUUGUGUCAUAGGUGAGGUCCCUGGGGGCUGGCCAUGGACAGGAAAGAUCCGAGACUCGGGGGACUCUGUGGGUGAGAAAAUGCAAAGCAACCUCGUAGACAUGGGGCUGUGGGAGCGGAUCCCAUGGGGAGACUUGAGAGAUGAAGUUCAGGCCCACUGAUGCCUUGUCUCAGGAACAGGCUUUGAGAAAAUGACGGCAUCCUCUUCAUAACUCCAAAGUCUGUCUUCCCUGUCGCUUUCCUUUCUCCUGGUUUCCCCAAAGAGUGAAGUUGUAGCAUCUGGGGCUCAGCAAUGCCCAUGGAUGAAAGAUAAAUUUUCACUCUUGGUAUUAGGGAGGUCCUGGGAGAUGAUCAAGACCACUGCUUGUCAGACAGGGCCUCAGCCCAACCAGGAAACGGGAGAUUCUCAGCCUUUCCUGGACACUCCUAUCUUGUUCUCCUCACCUUAAAGGGGCUCUACCUUCAGACCGGGCUCCAUCCUUCCUGCCACGCAUCCUGUUUCUCCUGUCCUAGCCUCAAGGAAGAUGGGAGGCAUCUUCUGGAUUUCAGUCAUGGCCCUGACUUUGGCUUUAUUUGCCCUCCUUAUUGGGAUUACAGGUGAAGAACGUAAUGGAAAAUAGUGACCCCCAAUCAGAGCAGAUGUUCUUGAGUGUGUUGGGGAGAAAGGGAGAAGCUCUUUAUACUAAGACUAGGGACCUUGAGCCCAGCUGCCUCUCCCCCCAACCUCUCCUACCCGAACCCACUCUUCUUGACACACUGGAAUCUCUAUUAUACAUAUAUAUAUUUUUAAGAAAAUGCAAUGAUAGUUGUCUGGUUUUGUUGUUUUUACAGUUGUUGUGGAAUAAAAAUUGUAAGAAAAUUAAGUAUUUAAAAGGUUCCAAUAGAACGGGGUUUUUUUGUUAUUCUAAUAUAUUAUUGUGUACCUAUUGUAAAUAUGAAACACUCCUAUUUUGCAAGCCAAGGACACAAUUUGUACUGUUGUUAUAUAUAAAUAAAGUUUACUGGAUAAAAAAA
Messenger RNA from Equus caballus (horse), 11528 nucleotides. It is a transcript of the gene PLXNA2, whose product is annotated as plexin A2. Gene Ontology annotation, cellular component: semaphorin receptor complex; plasma membrane. Gene Ontology annotation, molecular function: semaphorin receptor activity; protein binding. Gene Ontology annotation, biological process: regulation of cell shape; negative regulation of cell adhesion; regulation of GTPase activity. The record is from RefSeq and is a predicted model, not a curated record. NCBI's taxonomy places the organism in Eukaryota, Metazoa, Chordata, Mammalia, Perissodactyla, Equidae.